AUGACUAGUUUUGCCGAUGAAACGGCUCCGAGGACGGCAUUCGUUCAACGCUGCGGCAACUACAUCACAUCCGGGCAUGUAAAACCUUUUGAAAAAGAUCCUAAAAUUAUUGGCGGGCAGGCUAUUUCAAUACAAGAUGCACCAUGGCAAGUGUCCGUUCGUUUGAAGAUAUACGAUGCCCAAAUGUAUGGUUAUGGUCAUAUAUGUGGUGGUUCGGUAAUAUCUCAACGUGUGAUUGUAUCAGCGGCACAUUGUGUUCUUAAUCAAAAUGUUCAACCCAUGGCAUUUCGUAAUCCCGAUGAAUUCACUCUGGUCAUGGGCUCGGCAUAUUUAUAUCAAGCACCAGCGUAUACCCUACAAUAUGAUGUUCUGCAAAUUGCCGUUCAUCAGUAUUUCAAUUUGACGACGAUGGUCAAUGACAUUGCCCUGUUUAUGAUAAACGGUUAUAUACCAUGGUCAUGGCCGACAGUGCAGGCUAUACCGCUGAAUACAUGGCCCGAGCCAAGUGGGACUAUGUGUACCAUUUCAGGAUGGGGUAAGACGAGUACAUAUACGGACGCUGUAUCGGGUAUCCUUAUGGAAGCAUCGGUUCCCAUUGUCGGCUAUGCCACAUGUGAUACAAAUUAUGGCAACAUAUCAAUGGGUAUGCUAUGUGCUGGAUAUAUGGUAAAUGGUGGUGUCGAUGCAUGUCAGGGUGAUUCUGGUGGUCCUUUGGUGUGUAAUGGUUAUUUGGCCGGUGUUGUCUCGUGGGGUUAUGGUUGUGCCCAACCCGGUUAUCCGGGUGUCUAUACAAAUGUUUCAUAUUAUUACAAUUGGAUUGUAUCAUGGUUCAAAGCUAAUUUGAUCUGCCGGUCAAUGGGUGGCGUCUUAGCCUCAUUCGACAGUCCAGAGGAAAUCGAGGAACUUUCAGAACAUUUAAAAUCAAAUUAUCCCAAGGAUAGAUGGUGGUGGUUAUCAGGAUCUGAUUUACACUCUGAAGGCGAUUUUUAUUGGUACGGAACUGGCGAACGGAUUUCAUAUGCUGAUUGGUCGCAUGGUGAACCUGAUAAUGCCGGUGGCAAUGAGAAUUGUGUCCAUUUGUGGUACAAGGAACCUAAAUACCAAAUGAAUGACUGGAAGUGCAGAAUGAACGCAUUUUAUAUUUGCCAAACCAAGAAGCCAACGACAGUUGUGGUCAGCGUAUUCUAA
Molecule: messenger RNA, 1188 nt
Organism: Musca vetustissima
Lineage: Eukaryota; Metazoa; Arthropoda; Insecta; Diptera; Muscidae
Product: trypsin-like
Exons: 5
Coding region: 1-1188 (395 amino acids)
Biological process (GO): proteolysis
Molecular function (GO): serine-type endopeptidase activity
Source: RefSeq, a predicted model, not a curated record